This is a messenger RNA of Otolemur garnettii (small-eared galago), 6077 nucleotides long. It is a transcript of the gene SFSWAP, whose product is annotated as splicing factor SWAP. Gene Ontology annotation, biological process: mRNA 5'-splice site recognition; RNA processing. The transcript is spliced from 18 exons. Lineage: Eukaryota; Metazoa; Chordata; Mammalia; Primates; Galagidae. The record is from RefSeq and is a predicted model, not a curated record. The coding region runs from base 3064 to 5748 and encodes 894 amino acids. Gene Ontology annotation, molecular function: RNA binding.
UGUGGCCCGCUAUGGCGGCAGUGUUGAGGUUGGGGCCGGGAAACGACGCUUUUGACUGAGGGUGUAGGCCAGGCAGAGGCAGCAGGGACAUCGAGCGGCCCAGAAGAGGACCAGCCUGGACGCCGGGGACGCUGUCAUGUACGGCGCGGGUGGAGGGCGCGCCAAACCCGAGAGGAAAAGCAGCGCGAAGGAGGAGGCCGGGCCCGGCGGCGCCGGCGGUGGGGGGAGCCGAGUGGAGCUGUUGGUUUUUGGCUAUGCCUGCAAACUAUUCCGGGACGACGAGCGGGCCCUGGCCCAGGAACAGGGACAGCAUCUCAUCCCCUGGAUGGGGGACCACAAGAUCCUCAUCGACAGGUCGGUUCCUCCCCCCACCCGUCGAUCCUCCCCUUCCCUCGCCCGCUUGAUUUCGUCCGAUGUUGACUUGAUGUCCAGGACUAAAAAGGGGUUUUCUGGAGCCAGCGGGGAUCCGGGGGACGCCCCCGCCCCGCCCCCCAUCUCCUCCUGGUGUUCUUGGGGGAGGGGGACGGUGAAACCUGCCCUAAGGCACUGGCUGGAAUUGCGUGCCGCGUCUGUCGCCGGAGGGAUCUUCUCUGCUCCCACAGCCCCACUCGACCCCUCACCCCUGUCGCCGGGCUGCAGUUGGCGAUUUCGUGUGGUGGAAGCUGCCGGUGCCCGGGGUCUCUCCUGACCGGUGCCUUGGGCUUGCCGCCCGGCGCUGCCAUAGGGUUGUGCGCUCUCUCUGCUCGGUGCUGGGAGGGCAGUCCGGGAAGCGCGCUUUUUAUUCUUCCGAAACGCCGCACACUGAGGCCUUGGUUAGAAGCUUCUUUCGGACCCUGUGAGUUAGCUUGAACCUUUUAUGCCCCAGCGCCCUCAGUUGAGCGCCUGUACUUGGCCUGCGUGACAUUUGACUCCCCCCAGCGACCCCUUCCCUGAUUCGACGAGUUUGACAGAUUGAGGUAGUGGGUGACGUUGCCCAUCAGUGGGAGGUCAGUUGACUUCGUGCGGACCCUGGCCCUGCUUAGAGGUAGUGUUCUUAGGGCUGGUUUCACUGUCUCUUAAAACUGAAGGGUGGAGCUGGGAUGUAAAUGUGUUGCUUCUUUUCAAAUCAAACCUGUUUUAGGUGAUCACCCUGGAAGAUGAUUAGCUAUUAUGGGCAGAGGGGACCUGAGAUUAGGGAUUUCCAAAGGUGUUUGAUUUGAAAAGGAUGACAUUACAUGAUGUAGGUUGUUUGCUCCCCCUUUGCUUCCAUUUUUUCAUUCUCCCUUUCCUUCCCCUCUUCCCUGCAUUUUGGGUUUGUGGGGUUUCUUGGGGUUUUGUUUCGUUUUUUGCCAGUUUGGCAACAUUAUGUCUGGGGCCGGGACUGAAAAGUUAACCAUGACCAACCAUUAACUGUGGAAUAGUCUCUCCAACUGAAAGAAGCCCAUGGAUUGACACCAUUAAAACUGGAUUCUGCAAAGCCCUGGAACGUGACUGUAGGGAUGACCUCUGAGCUGGCCAGAAUGGACACAUUAAUGACCAAAUAGGUCUUUUUCCAUCCCUGACAUUUCCAUUUGGAGUUAGAUCUAGAAAACAAGAACUCAUGAAGGGAGGGUGACCAGAUCCCGUCAGAUCUGGAUCUGAUGGCUCUGCACUUUGCUAAAACACGCUGUGCCUUUAAACGUUUAUAUUGACUGUGUCACCUGAGUUAUCAGGCUUGCUUUUCCAAAGUGUUACUUGUGAUAUUUAUUAUUAAAGUUUGGUAAGCAAUGAAGUCUGAGCUCUUUAUGCAGUUUUCCAUAUCAUUCUUUAUAUGAUUUGAGUCAGGUCUUCCAAAACUGGUGGGGAGCAAACGCUACACAUGUACAUGUGUAAUAUUUUUAAAUAAUCUACAUUUGUAAGUUAAGGAGGUUUACAUUAAAGUUAAUUUUGAAAUUUAAUCAAAUUCAAUAAUGUGGCUACCCUGAAAUUUUUGGCUUUUUCCCUGUAAAUUUUUUUUUUUAACAUUAACAUUUUUGGUCCCCAUUACAAAAACCAGCCUUAAAAAAUUAGGCAGACUUUUGUUUGUCUCUCUAUAUUCAUUUUUGAAAUCCUGAAUCUUGAGUGUUUUAAGUAUGGUUAAAUUCACUAACUCAUUUAUUAUUGGAUAGUAGCACAUUGACAAUGUCUUCAUUGAAUUUUUUUAUAUUAAAAGAAUAGCAAAAAAAGGGCUCUCAUUCUUAAUUUGGCUGAAAUACGCUAUUGAUCCACUUAAGAGAAACAAAGAUGUAUCUUCAUGUAUAUUAUUUCCUGGGGGUAUAAAGUUCAGAAGGAAGUAUCAAUACUGCAUCUUCUAAUAGUUUUGCUCUAUUUCCAGUGAACCUCCUUAAACUGCAUGUAUAUGUCACUGUUCCUAUGUAUGUGUGUCUCUCUAUCACAUAACCCAGCACUUAUUUCCUCAGCCAAGUGGCUAGGGAGCGAGCCUAGCCAAGAUUUUACCUCCAAUGGACGCAAGUUUCUUUGAUGAAGAUCUCUCCUGAGAGUUCGGGACUAGCAGAAAGACGCGAGGAAAUUUCGACCGUUUGGUUCUUACGGAUAGGUAUUUAUGUAUUCGGUUUGUGUGAAUGUAAGCUAUGAUAUUUGACUUUUCAGAAAAAAGAUUUUUAUUUUUUUUUUUUUUGCAAGUGGCAUUGAAUGGUUGACCAAACCAUAACGGUAAGAACUGCCAGUGAAAUGGAUAACAUUUAUGAUAAUAAAGGAUUAUCUGCCUUUAAUUAUAAGUUUUAUCGUACUGUAGAAAGGAAUUUUGACUUUGUUAAGAUAAUUUGAGUUUAAAAGUAGGUGAGAUAUGAUUUGCAAAAUUAAAUAUAAAUCUGAGAAGAGUUUUAAUAUUUGUUUUAAUAUUUUUAUUUCUUUAUUUUAAUUGGUAAGUAUAUAUAUGAAAAAAAUCACACACACCAAUCUAGACAUUAAUUUCUUUCUAUUGACCAGCUUGUUCAUAUUACAGAUAUGAUGGACGUGGUCACCUGCAUGACCUUUCUGAGUAUGAUGCUGAGUAUUCCACAUGGAACAGAGAUUAUCAGCUAUCUGAAGAGGAGGCACGAAUAGAUGCCCUGUGUGAUGAAGAGAGAGGAAGAAUACAAGCGAUUGAGUGAAGCUCUAGCAGAGGAUGGGAGCUACAAUGCUGUGGGGUUCACUUAUGGUAGUGACUAUUAUGACCCAUCAGAGCCAACAGAGGAGGAGGAGCCUUCCAAACAGAGAGAAAAAAAUGAGACUGAAAAUCUAGAGGAAAAUGAAGAGCCCUUCAUCGCCCCAUUAGGAUUGAACGUGCCGUCUGACGUGGAGCUGCCACCAACAGCAAAAAUGCACGCCAUCAUUGAGCGCACAGCCAAUUUUGUGUGCAAGCAGGGAGCACAGUUCGAAAUAAUGCUGAAGGCCAAGCAAGCUCGAAACUCCCAGUUCGACUUUCUGCGCUUCGAUCACUACCUCAACCCCUACUAUAAGUUUAUCCAGAAAGCUAUGAAGGAAGGACGAUACACAGUGCUAGCAGAAAAUAAAACUGAAGAGAAGAAAAAGUCAGGGGUCGUCUCUGACAAUGAGGAGGAUGACGAUGAGGAAGAUGGAAAUUACCUCCACCCAUCUCUCUUUGCCUCCCAGAAGUGCAACCGCCUCGAGGAGUUGAUGAAGCCCUUGAAGGUGGUGGACCCAGAUCACCCCCUAGCAGCACUUGUCCGUAAAGCACAGGCUGACAGUUCUGCUCCUACCCCACAUGCUGUAGAUGGUGCACCCUCGCAGCCCUCCCAGGUGGAGUACACGACAGACUCAGCUGUAGCUGCCAUGUACUACAGCUACUACAUGCUGCCGGAUGGCACCUACUGCCUGGCGCCUCCCCCUCCGGGAAUCGAUGUGGCUACUUACUACAGCACUCUUCCUGCUGGAGUGACCGUGUCCAGUUCCCCUGGGGUGACAACCACUGCCCCCCCACCUCCUGGGACCACACCGCCACCCCCACCAACCACAGCCAAAACAAGCAGUGGGGCCACCUCCACAACCACCACCACAAGUGCACUUGCUCCCGUGGCUGCCAUCAUUCCCCCGCCCCCCGACAUCCAGCCUGUGAUUGACAAGUUGGCAGAAUAUGUCGCCAGGAAUGGCCUGAAAUUUGAGACCAGCGUUCGUGCCAAGAAUGAUCAAAGAUUUGAGUUCCUACAGCCGUGGCACCAGUACAAUGCAUAUUACGAGUUUAAGAAGCAGUUCUUCCUCCAGAAGGAAGGAGGCGAGAGCACACAGACUGUUUCAGCACCAGAAGAGGCUACUGCAGACUCUGCCCCUGAGAAGUUGAAUGACGCUGGGGAGGACAGCAUUUCUGAAGACGUGGCAGAGGCAGGAGGGCGAACAGGUGCAGGCGGGAAAAAGGAGGCGACAUCCAGUAAAACCGUCCCAGAUGGGAAACUGGUGAAAGCUUCAUUUGCUCCAAUAAGCUUUGCAAUCAAGGCCAAAGAAAAUGAUCUACUUCCCCUGGAAAAAAAUCGUGUUAAGCUAGAUGAUGACAGUGAUGAUGAUGAAGAAAGCAAAGAAGGCCAAGAAAGUUCUAGUAGUGCUGCACACACUAACCCGGCAGUUGCCCCACCCUGUGUAGUUGUUGAGGAGAAGAAGCCUCAACUUACCCAGGAGGAGCUAGAAGCAAAGCAAGCAAAGCAAAAGCUGGAGGACCGCCUUGCAGCUGCUGCCCGGGAAAAGCUGGCUCAGGCAUCUAAGGAGUCAAAAGAGAAGCAGCUUCAAGCAGAACGUAAAAGGAAAGCAGCAUUAUUUUUACAGACCUUAAAAAAUCCUCUGCCAGAAGCAGAAGUUGUGAAAGUUGAGGAGAGUCCUUUCAGUGUAGAGGAAGCCAGUGCUAUGCCCUGUCCUCUAUCAACUGGGGGCAGACCUCUGCCUACUUUAGAAGCUAAACCACCUGAAAGGUCUUCCAGCAAAAGCAAAGAUCCACCAAGAGAAGAAGAAAAAGAAAAGAAAAAGAAAAAGCACAAAAAAAGAUCUCGAACAAGAUCACGUUCUCCCAAGUAUCACUCAUCGUCCAAAUCCAGGUCUAGAUCACACUCAAAAGCAAAGCAUUCUCUUCCCAGUGCCUACCGGACUGUGCGGCGGUCUAGGGAUCUGGUAGCGCCCAGCCCGGCACCUUUUACUCUGAAUGUGAAGUGUGUGCCUCCGUGUCACAGAGCCACAGCCUCCCCAGGGACACAGAGCAGCUCGGCAGUGACAGCAGGAGCAGAGCAAGGAGCUUAUCAGGCAGCCUCGGCCACCAACAGAUUUGACUCCCGGAGCUCUUUUGAGGGAAAACCUGGUAAAAUGUCAAGGUCACGCUCGCGGUCCCCUCGGAGGAGAGCCCACUCUCCAGAGAGACGGAGGGAAGAAAGAAGUGUCCCCACUGCCUACCGCGUGAGCAGCAGCCCUGGGGCCAGCAGGAAACGGACCCGCUCCAGAAGUCCCCACGAGAAGAAGAAGAAGAGGCGAUCUCGAUCUCGGACCAAGUCCAAGGCCCGGUCUCAGUCUGUGUCCCCAAGCAAACAGGCAGCACCCCGGCCUGCGGCCUCCUCAGCCCAUUCAGCCAGUGUCUCUCCUGUGGAGAGCCGGGGCUCCAGCCAGGAGCGCUCCAGGGGAAUUUCUCAGGAAAAAGAUGCUCAGAUCUCUUCAGCAAUCGUUUCUUCCGUGCAGAGCAAAAUAACUCAGGAUCUCAUGGCCAAAGUCAGAGCAAUGCUUGCAGCUUCCAAAAACCUGCAGACCAGCGCCUCCUGAGACAGCAGCCCUGCUGAGCGGAGACACCCCCGGCCUAAAAACAGCCAUGUACAAAGGCUGGCAUUGGGCCUGGGGGUCCACACACAAGAGGUCACAGAGAUGUGGACAGGAAAAGGCUCAUGUCUGUGUAGCCACAGAACACCGUCCAGACCUUCCACCCUAGGACUCUGUGGACAAUGGGUGGUUUUUGUAAAUUAAUUUUUGAUGACAUUUUCAGUUUAAGAUUUUUGACCAGCAGUCUCUUACCUGUAUAUUUGUAAAUAAUAUCAUGUUUCUGUGAAAAUGUAUUAUCAAAUAAAAUGGGAGGAAAACACCUUUUCUAGCUAGAA